Dioscorea cayenensis subsp. rotundata (Guinea yam) is the source of this 990-nucleotide messenger RNA. RefSeq lists its product as uncharacterized. Bases 96 to 680 code for a protein of 194 amino acids. The transcript is spliced from 5 exons. NCBI's taxonomy places the organism in Eukaryota, Viridiplantae, Streptophyta, Magnoliopsida, Dioscoreales, Dioscoreaceae. The record is from RefSeq and is a predicted model, not a curated record.
GUGGUGGUCGUCAUCAUCUCAGCGGUGUUUGUGCCAGUUCUAUCCAUUGAUGGCAAGUGCAGUGCUGGCAAUGCUGUCGCGGUCAAAAGUGAUAGAUGAAUGUUAAACUGCAGGCCAUUAGACAGAAAAAUUCUGCAAUCAUCAAUGAAAAUGUUGCAGACAGUACCUCUGAAUUUAUGGACCAUGGCAUGACUGAACUAGUCUUUGACUUUAGAAGGGAAUAUGCCACAAAGCUGGAACAGUCUCAGGAACGGGCAAGGCGACUUCAAAAAGAUUUGGCUAUUGAAGAGCAGCAUGGACAACACCUCAGUGAAAUUUUAAAGAAGAUAGUUCCAGAUACAAAGAGUUCUCAGACUGUAAAGUCUCGAGCAAGGAGAAAGGAACCACCACCCAUAUCAGCAUUCAGUGCCACUCCAAUGGAUAAUGGUAGAUCUUCAUCAAGUGAGAACUUGAGUUCCUCAACUUCAAAAUUUUCCAAUAAUCACCUUGACCAUCAUGAGGAAUCAGAUGACCAGACUCAGUGUUCACUUAACUUUGCUAAAUCAGAGUGUGCAUUGAGCGGCAUUUGCAGCGGGAGAAAGUUUUCUGAUCCAAUGCUGUCAAAUGAUUAUCAGAUCGGUCAAAAAGACUCAGAUACACCCAGGAGUGGAACUUCUCAAUUCUCAUUCAGACACAAAUAGAAUGAAACUUAAAGAGUUCACGACAUCAGACAUUACCUGAAGAAAUUUAAAAAGGACCUGAUGACAGAAAUUGCUCAAGGUACAAAAACAAGGUCAAGCUAAAGUGCCGAUGAUUAUGAUCUUAGUACUCAGCUGAAAGGUGUUCCUCUCUGAGAAGGUAAUAUUUAGGAAUAGGAUUGAUACUGGAGGUCAUCUUAUUUGUGAUAUAAGAAUCUUUUGAUUUAUUUUAUUACUUCUCUCUGUAUGCAACAUAUUUCAGAGAUGUGAUUACAAUUGCUGAUGAGUACAAAAUUUAAAAUAGGUGACCCUA